Molecule: messenger RNA, 2274 nt
Organism: Callithrix jacchus (white-tufted-ear marmoset)
Lineage: Eukaryota; Metazoa; Chordata; Mammalia; Primates; Cebidae
Gene: FDFT1
Product: farnesyl-diphosphate farnesyltransferase 1
Biological process (GO): cholesterol biosynthetic process; farnesyl diphosphate metabolic process
Cellular component (GO): endoplasmic reticulum membrane
Molecular function (GO): squalene synthase [NAD(P)H] activity
Source: RefSeq, a predicted model, not a curated record
CCAGACCGGGAGGCCUGCGCCGUGCCGAAGGGGUGUGGAGCAAGCACGAGCGGGAGGCCGGGGGCGGGGCUGCGGGCCAGGCCUCGGCCUCCACGUGCGGGGCGGGCCAGUUCCGCCCCUCGGCGGGCGCUUCCCAGAUCUGCUCGAGUCUAUGGAGGAAAAACUCCGCUGCGUCCGCGAUUCCCAUGGCCGCAGCCGCCUGCGGCACCAAAGCCAUGGCCCUCUUCAAGCGCACCUUGGUGCUGAGUCCCGCCGCGGCGCCCAGGGGCCCGGGCACAGGCACCGCCCCGCGGGGCUGCUCUUUGCCUCCUGCCGCCUGGCCCUACAAGGACUGGCCGCGAGGAGAGGGCUGCAGGCUGUGGAGCCGCCUGCCCCAGUCCCACUCCCACUCCUGCUCGUCGACGUCUCCCAGCGCCGUGUGUCUUGUCUGCCCGCAGGACUCGCUCAGCAGCAGCCUGAAAACUUGCUACACGUAUCUGAAUCAGACGAGUCGCAGUUUCGCAGCUGUUAUCCAGGCGCUGGAUGGGGAAAUGCGCAAUGCAGUGUGCAUAUUUUAUCUGGUCCUCCGAGCUCUGGACACGCUGGAAGAUGACAUGACCAUCAGUGUGGAGAAGAAGGUCCCGCUGUUACACAACUUCCACUCUUUCCUUUACCAGCCAGACUGGCGGUUCACGGAGAGCAAGGAGAAGGACCGCCAGGUGCUGGAGGACUUCCCAACGAUCUCCCUCGAGUUUAGAAAUCUGGCUGAGAAAUACCAAACGGUGAUCGCUGACAUUUGCCGGAGAAUGGGAAUUGGGAUGGCAGAGUUUUUGAAUAAGCAUGUGACCUCUGAACAGGAGUGGGACAAGUACUGCCACUAUGUUGCUGGGCUGGUAGGAAUUGGCCUUUCCCGUCUCUUCUCGGCCUCAGAGUUCGAAGACCCCUUAGUUGGUGAAGAUACAGAACGUGCCAACUCCAUGGGCCUGUUUCUGCAGAAAACAAACAUCAUUCGUGACUAUCUGGAAGACCAGCAAGAAGGAAGAGAGUUUUGGCCUCAAGAGGUUUGGAGCAGGUAUGUUAAGAAGCUGGGGGAUUUUGCCAAGCCGGAGAAUAUUGAGUUGGCCGUGCAGUGCCUGAAUGAACUUAUAACCAACGCGCUGCACCACAUCCCAGACGUCAUCACCUACCUUUCGAGACUCAGAAACCAGAGCGUGUUUAACUUCUGUGCUAUCCCACAGGUGAUGGCCAUUGCCACUUUGGCUGCCUGUUACAAUAACCAGCAGGUGUUCAGAGGGGUAGUGAAGAUUCGGAAAGGGCAAGCCGUGACCCUGAUGAUGGAUGCCACCAACAUGCCAGCUGUCAAAGCCAUCAUAUAUCAGUAUAUGGAAGAGAUUUACCAUAGAAUCCCCGACUCAGACCCAUCUUCCAGUAAAACGAGGCAGAUCAUCUCCACCAUCCGGACGCAGAAUCUUCCCAACUGUCAGCUGAUCUCCCGAAGCCACUACUCCCCCAUCUACCUGUCCUUUGUCAUGCUCUUGGCUGCCCUGAGCUUGCAGUACCUGACCACACUCUCCCAGGUCACGGAAGACUAUGUUCAGACUGGAGAACACUGAUCUCAAAUCUGUCAGGAAGCUGAAGUUCACCAUGAAAUGGAUUUACUUUUUUUCUUCAAGGAUGGAUGUUGGCUUCUACUUUUUUCCCUUCUACUUUAAUCCCUAAAAGAACUCUGUGUGGCUGGGACCUUUAGGAAACUGAAAUGCAGUUGAGAAGAAUAUAAACACGAAAGGAAAAGGAAAGGGUGGCUCACCGCAGCAACCUGUGCUUGGGGGAGGUGACUGUGCUGCUUGUGGCUCAGGUCAGAGCAUUCUGUGCCAUGCUUUAGUUGAAAUGGCUGCAUAUGGGACUGUUAUGAGGUCUUAUUUAGUGUGAUCCUGGCUAGAAAAUUAAUUAAAGUAAUUUGAAGCAACCUUUGAAUGUUAAUCGUAGAAGAUGAAUUUACUUUCUGUUCAGUUCCUAUUUUUAUCAUUUUGUUUUCUUUAAUUGGAUUGAAUGGAGUUGAUAGAAAUAUUUGUGGUUUAGGUAAUACUUUCAUGUUUCCUAAGGAGGCCAACUGCCUUUUGCAUUAUGAAGCCUGGGAAUAAAAUUCUGGGUGUUCUAGUAUGAUUUUUUCAUUCAAAGGGAGUUUAGUUUUGAGAGAGAAACAGCAGGAUUGCCUUUGACCCCAUUUUACAAGAUUGGCCUCCAGCAAAGGUGGACAUUUUUGAGAUUUUUAUAAUAAAUAAUGUAAUUGCUCUG